AUGAGGAGGUAUUUCUUCAUAGUUUUGGCAGCUACUUUGAAGCUGUUUUCUACCUCGAGUAUAACGGUCGACUGGUCUUCGAAAACCAUACCUGACGCGGUCACAUACAUACUCGACUAUGCACCCGCGGUAGGUAGCCCUCCAGCGGGUUCAGCACUUGAGAGGACCGCUACAAAAGUGCUGAUCAAGGAUACAAUGCCUGCAUGUGAAUAUACGAUUUAUUUGUCUGCUAUAAUGCCUGAUGGGAAGAGAUCGUUGGUCCUGGAGGAUUUAUUCUAUAGCAGCCCUGAUCCACCAAUCCUGGAUUCCAUAGAAACUACCAAGCAUGAGGCAACAAUCUCGUAUUUCCCGCCAAAAGAAACCAAUGUUACAUUCCAUAUAGAGUAUUAUCCCGAAGAACAACCAGAAUAUGCCAAUAUGAUUGACACGAAAGCAUCGCUGGUGAAAUUACGGGGCCUAGAUUCCGGCACGGCGUUUCGAAUAAAGAUUAGGUCAAUCUACAAUGGAGUGCCAUCAACAGAGAUAAUCGAAACGAGCUUUCAAACAGAUGGAACGCCGGAUUACGACUACUCCUACUCUGGUGAGGUAUUCACUGUCCAAACCUUACCACCUGGUUUAAAUCUCGCAACUGUGGAACCCAAUGAAUAUGAUGAACUCGAGGACUCUAACAAGAAUGUAAUUAUAACAGUACCACCACCGAAACCUACAAGUCGGCCUGAAACUAUAAACAAAGAUCUGGCAACGCCCAUAACCACGCCCACGACCACGCCCACAACAACUACAGUGCAGGUUUUUGAUAUGGCGGCGGAACCGAGUUUGAUUUUAACCUCUGAACUGACUACAUCAGCACCUAUAAUAAGUCCUUCGACACUAUCUACUCAAAAACCAAAAAAGAAUCAUGGCCUCAACUCUGGAAGUUCCGUCAGCUCUAGAAAAGCUGUGAGUGGUGACGAAAGUGAUGCUAUGUCCAUACAGUCAAUAAUCGAAAAGCCAAAAGAGGUCGUUGUUGAAACGGGAGAUGACGGCAGUGAGAAUUACGAGGCCCUACCCGUUCAAAAGAUGAUUUCUGAGUUUGGAGAACCCACUUCGAUUAUAAUGAGCCCCAUGGAGGACAAAAUAAGGCUGGACUGGUCAGUGCCCGAGGGGUCGCUAUGUGAAGCUUUUUUCGUCAAUUAUACCAUACUAACGUUAACUCGUCCGAAAUCAUAUUCCGUCGCUACAGGAGACGAAUAUACUAUAAUUAAGUUCUUUUCAAACCACACCCUCGAUAUUCGAGUUUUCUGUAUGAUAGGAGGUGCAUUGUCAAAAACCUGGUGGGCUCAUCGUAUCGCAGAUCUUUCAGUUCCACUACCUAUACAAAGCAUGCGGGUGCUUUCGUCCGAAACGGACGAGUUCUACGUUUCACGGAUAUUGGUCGACUGGUUUUGGCCAGCUUAUCAUAACUUCGAUCUCUACACAAUCGUUAUAUCGUAUGGUAUAGGAAAGAGUAAUGGCAAGGAGAUAAAAGUGUAUGAGCCGGGUCCAGUGCUGCUAGACAAGCUGGAACCUUCGCAAACUUACCAUAUCGCUGUCAGAAACGAAUCAGUUGAACUGGAACUUAAAUCUAAGCCGACUGAGAUUGAAAGAAUUACACCUCCAUUAAUCUCUUCCAUGAUUUCACCGGGGAAAAUCACAUCUACUUCAAUCAACGUCAACUUCGAGGAGUCGGAUCUCGAUCAAGGUCGAUUCGAUUAUUACGAGCUGGUCUUCACCGGGAACAACAAAAACAUUACGAAGAAGAUAGAGAUCAAUCAGGACAAAUCUCUAACUUUCACGAAGCUUAUUCCUGGCAAAACAUACGACUUUUCAUUGUAUACCGUAUACAAAGGAAAACGAAGUCGUCCCGUGACCGAAGCCAUUACAACAUACCCACUGAAGGUUACCGAGCUUCUACCAGUUGUUGGCCGAGAAUAUGUGGUUCUAUACUGGGAUGUCGAGAACUUUGCCGACAGUGAUGUUCGAUUUCGACUGAGUUACAACGCUGACAAAAUACCUACCGUAUCUGUCGAGUUGAAAGGUGGUAGCCGUCAUCGUUUCUCCAAUCUUCAAACGGAUGUUUACUAUACCUUUACGAUUACGGUAAUCAUGGGUACAGGAAAGGCUGCAGCCGAGAGUGAAAGCGAAAUGAUUACUGUUUACGUUCCUAAAGCAGCCCGACUAUCGCCAUCGCUAGUGAGACUUGGGAGUCGCGAGCUCAAAGUGUCUUUCGAAAACGAUCAGCAGGUCUUCUCCCCUCUAAAUGGUGAUAUCAGCAAUAUUGCCGUGAUAGUCACUGAUGACACUGAGCUUAACGACGAUAUUUACGAGCUGAAGUCAUGGUUUGAGGUCCGAGAGGAGGAAACUUGGGGGUCAUACAGAGCUUCACCUUCGGACUGGAAUCCAUUUACUCGCAACGUUCGAAAUACCUCUUUCACUAUUGGCAGUGACGACUGCGUACGACGCAGUCUCGAUGAGCCGUACUGUAAUGGUAUACUUCGUGCGAACACUGACUACAAGGUGAAGAUUCGCGCUUAUAUGCAAAACAAGAUAGCAAUGGAAAGCGACUGGAUCAUAAUCGACGGAACUGAAGAAGCAAAUAGCGAGGAGGACGACAAAUACGAACGGCGGCAUCCUUGCCAUAUGUAUCUCAACGGCUGUCCCAGGAAAUCAACUCUGCGAAUGGGGCAAUCACUUAUUUGGUUGUGGGCUAUUACUGUAGCGAUGCGGUUACUGUAG
This is a messenger RNA of Cylicocyclus nassatus, 2754 nucleotides long. NCBI's taxonomy places the organism in Eukaryota, Metazoa, Nematoda, Chromadorea, Rhabditida, Strongylidae. The record is from the annotation of a GenBank genome assembly.